Messenger RNA from Neolamprologus brichardi, 1731 nucleotides. The record is from RefSeq and is a predicted model, not a curated record. Lineage: Eukaryota; Metazoa; Chordata; Actinopteri; Cichliformes; Cichlidae.
AGUGAAUGCUGCAGAGGAGAGUCAGAGUCAGCACUGCUUCAUUUAGACGACUUCUUCUUGGAGCUGACUUGAUCCCGUUGGCUCCGUGAAAGCGGGAAUACACAUUUUUUGUUCUCUUUCGCGUUUGCACCUGAAUAAUGGUGCACUGAGUGUCCGCAGCCAGGAGCAACUGCUGGGAUUGACCGCCUGCUCUGCGCGCAUGUGAAAGGAGAAAGUAUCGGCUGAUCACAGGUUGUUUUCGCUUAUUUUCAGAGGAGAGAUACCAAAGAGUUUGUCCCUGGAUUACGGCUUGUUGAGGACACGAUGCCUCAGACACCACCAUUCACGGGGCAGCUGAACACUGGCAGCUAUAACAAGAACCUGUACCAGACCAAGGAGGAAGGCUACCCCGGCCUCUAUUAUAAUGACAACAACCUGGUGUCCGGGUCUCUGGAGGCCCUCAUUCACCACUUGGUCCCAACUGUGGACUAUUAUCCAGAUAGGACAUACAUCUUCACCUUCCUGCUCAGUUCUCGCCUCUUCAUCCAUCCUUACGAACUGAUGUCCAAAGUGUGUCACCUGUGCACGGAGCAGCAGCGGCUUGGCGAUCCCCAAGCUGAUAAGAUGAGAGUCAGGAAGAUUGCUCCCAAAAUCCUCCAGCUGCUGACAGAGUGGACAGAAACCUUCCCGUAUGACUUUAGGGAUGAGAGGAUGAUGCGGAGCCUGAAAGAGCUGACCCACCGGCUUGCCAGCGGAGACGAGAUUUACAGGAAGGCAGUCAGCCAGAUGAGCCAGGGCCUCAUCAGGAGGUUGACGGUGCUCAGCCAGUACGAGGAGGCGCUGGGCAAAAUCAACGCCACUGCGGCCGAGAGGCUCACGGUUCUAAAAGCGAAGCCUCAGGCAGCCAUACAGAGAGACCUGCUGUCUAUCUGCAAUGACCCCUUUACCGUCGCCCAGCAGCUCACACACAUAGAGCUGGAAAGACUGAGCUACAUCGGACCUGAAGAAUUCGUCCAGGCUUUCGUCCACAAGGACCCUCUGGAUAAUGAUAAGAAUUGCUUCAGCGAUCACAAAAAGGCCAGCAACCUGGAGGCUUACGUCGACUGGUUCAACAGACUCAGUUAUCUGGUGGCUACAGAGAUCUGCAUGCCGGGGAAAAAGAAGCACCGAGCCCGAGUUAUCGAGUUCUUCAUCGACGUGGCGCGGGAAUGCUUCAACAUCGGCAACUUCAACUCCCUCAUGGCCAUCAUAUCUGGGAUGAACAUGAGUCCGGUGUCACGGCUGAAGAAGACCUGGAGCAAAGUCAAAACAGCCAAGUUUGAUAUUCUAGAGCACCAGAUGGAUCCUUCCAGCAAUUUCUAUAACUACAGAACAGCACUGAGAGGAGCCACGCAGAGAUCAAUCACCGCCAACAGCAGCAGAGAGAAGAUUGUCAUCCCUUUCUUCAGCCUGCUCAUAAAAGACAUCUACUUCCUCAACGAGGGAUGUGCCAACAGGCUGCAGAACGGCCACAUCAACUUCGAGGUAAACUGAAUCUGAUAUUUCCCAGCGGGAGAUUCCCCUCACGUGACUUUCAGUGUCAGACAGCGUCGCGAUAUUUACUACACAUGGAAACACAUUUUGGGCUGUUUACUACCACUUCUCUAAAGACUGCUGGGAAAUGCAGAAGUAAGGCUUGAGUGUGCAAAUAUCAGCUGUGUUUCCAUGAUGACCGGUGACCAAACACUAUUUCCACUCGUGGUUGGUCACAGC